AAUCCAAUAGUUUCCAUUCGUUCAUCGCAAUGCGCUUUCUGAUUUUCCUAGUACUCGGCACGGUCCUGGCGUUGGCCCAGGCACGGACUCUGCGCGGAUCGAAUGAAUCGCGAGAUGAGUCUCAGGAGCUGAGCCCCAGCUGGUCGCACAGACACUCCUCGGUGUGGCCCUGCGAUGUGGCCGACCAUCCCCAGGCCUAUGUGCUGAUGCACAAGGUGGAGAAGCGCCUGGAGCGCAUCGAUAGCGAGCCCAUCAAGAAGCGGAUUGUGGAGUACGUGACGGACCAGCUGCGUCAGUGCAAGUCGCACAACCACAUGGACGAGCACUGCGUGAAGCGGUCCAUUGGCUAUGCCAUGUCCUUCAUCAACCACCUGAAGGAGCAGGCCAAACGAUUCUGAUGGGCAACGGCACAAGAGUAUAAUAAAUAUAUAAAAUAAAUAAAUGCAACAGUGAAAAGAACAGUGA
Molecule: messenger RNA, 465 nt
Organism: Drosophila persimilis
Lineage: Eukaryota; Metazoa; Arthropoda; Insecta; Diptera; Drosophilidae
Gene: fit
Exons: 1
Coding region: 30-398 (122 amino acids)
Source: RefSeq, a predicted model, not a curated record